Messenger RNA from Hyaloperonospora brassicae, 588 nucleotides. Lineage: Eukaryota; Oomycota; Peronosporomycetes; Peronosporales; Peronosporaceae. The record is from the annotation of a GenBank genome assembly.
AUGAAGGUCUUCGGUUUCGUCGCUGCUGCUCUCAUCGUCGCCAUUGCUAACGGACAGGAAGCUGGAUCGUCGACCACCACGACGACGACUACUGGCGGAACCCCUCCGGCCACUGGCGGAGCCCCUGCUCCGGCUGCCGGUGGAACCCCUGCUCCGGCGACUGGCGGAACUGACGGGGCCCCGGUCACAGGCGGAACUGACGGGGCCCCGGUCACAGGCGGAGCCAUUCUUGCCGACCAGAAUGCCGACCCGAAUGCCCCGACGCCUGCCCCGAACGCCGACCCGAACGCCGACCCGAACGCUGACCCGAACGCCGACCCGAACGCCGACCCGAACGCUGCGAUGAACUCCACCGCCACGACCCCAGACUCGACCACGGGCGGAACUCCUCCGCCUACACUCGGGGGGGCCGAUGCCCCUGCGGAAUCCGGUGAAACGCCCCCCACGGACGAGACCGCUGGGACAGGGCCAUCGGAGACCCCAGCGCCUGAGGCUGGAUCUUCGGGCUCUGCUUCGUCCGGCGCCGCCUCGGUGGCUGUUGGCAGUGCCGCCGCCUUCACCGCCGUCGUUGUCACUUAUUUCCUGUAG